Paraglomus brasilianum is the source of this 651-nucleotide messenger RNA. The record is from the annotation of a GenBank genome assembly. NCBI's taxonomy places the organism in Eukaryota, Fungi, Glomeromycota, Glomeromycetes, Paraglomerales, Paraglomeraceae.
AUGAAUGACGGAAUUAGUAUUCUUCUUGCAUUUUUCGUUAUAGUAGUGGUGUUUCGGUGGCUAUUGGCCUCGACAUCUGAGACCCAAACCUUACGGAGACCGCAUAAUACAACCCUGGAUCAGUUCAGAAUGCGUCCUCGGCCCGUUACGGCAGAAAUGGUGGAGACGGUAUGUGCUAUGUUUCCCAACAUCCCCCCAGCUGCAGUACAGUUUGAUCUUCAAAAGACAGGUUCAGUCGAAGUAACAUGUGACAAUAUUCUACAGAAUGGUGGCACUCUGCCCAUGCCACCCGCAGCCAUUCCUCAGCAGCCAUUUCAGCUUGAAGAGGCAGUGGCCAAGAAUGCUGCUCCCGAAGAGCCACCCAGGACUUGGGAGCAAACGGCUGAGAAGCGGGCAGAGAUCCUGCGAAAAAGAAAAGAAGCAAUGAUUCUGAAGGCAAGAAUGUACGAGAUUGGAUUGUCGUCGUCGCAGCGUUACCUUGAACAGGAAAAGAAUGAUCAGAACACGAAAGUACAGACUGUCUCACCUACGUCGAGCAGUCUGCCGACAGAGCUGUUUUCCAAGAACUUUGAUUUGUCGUCAGAAAUGCGACGGCAACAAUCGUCGCAUAGCAUCGAGCUAAAAAUGGGAAACACUAAUAGAAAGAAUUAG